AUGAAUGAUUUUAAUAGAUGCAAUAAGGUCUCGGGAGUAUAUUGUUUAAAACACGGUAUAAGUGAUCUAAAAAUAAAAAUUAAACUUAAAUCUCAAGACUCAAUCAUAUCUUUGCCCAAAUUCGAGGACUAUUCUCAAGGGUCUAAUGCCCUUAAACUAGACACCACCACAGAAGAAUAUGUUUUCAAGUGGCAAGAGAAAAUCUUCAGUCGUUGGGAAGUACAGCGAUAUAUAGAUGAACACAAUUGCAUCACAGAUGAUGAACUAAAAUAUCAUGAGAAUGUAAAGAAUAUAGAUUAUACACCAGGAAAAAUAUUCACUUAUGUUCAUGAAGAUUAUUACUUACCGUUGCCUUAUGAUACUGAUAAAAAAAGUAAAAAAGGCAUUUUUAACCUGGAAACAUAUUUAGAACAAUUAAAUUUGAAUGAUCCUAUCGGCAGAGUAUUUGGAGGUGAAAUGAUAUCAACAAUGCACUUGUUUAGUAGUGAUGAAAAUGUUAUGGAUCCAGUUGAAUGGAUGGCAAUGCAUGUUGUGUUUGACAAUUCUGAUUAUAAUGAAGAAUCACAACUAAUCUACAAACAAGAAGUAACUUUGCUAUCACUUUAUCAUAAUUUAACUCAAAACUACCUAAUCAUGACGCCAGAUGUUAACAAUUUGGAACUGAACCCAUACUCGGUGGAGACUCCAUCGGGGGUACAAUGGGGUUAUCAAUAUGCAAUUGAUGUUGAGUUUCACAAUUUGGAGGAUGGAGAAGAACUAGUAAUGUUGUUGAACAAACUACAUAAAAGAUGGGACAGAAAACAUAAACAUUUAGGGAACUUCCACAUGCCUCCUCCGGGUAAGAGACAGUAUUACGUAGCAUUGGAAAUAUUGACUGCUGAAGGUUUUGAUAUGGACAAUCUUUACAUUGAAUUUAAUAUUAAGGUGCCAGAAGAACUUCAGUGCGAAGAUACUCUCCAUGGCCGCACCCAUACAAGUGUGGCAAAUUUUAUUGAUUCCACUGAAGAGUGGACAUUUGGACAUAGUCUGGAGCUUAUUAUAGAAGCUGAUUCUGGAACAGAUCCUCCACCCCUCAAGUUGUUCUUCGAAGCUAUAUCCACGGACUGGUGGGGUCGUCACCGAACUGAAGGUUACGCCUAUUUACCGUUGCCACUUGUUCCUGGUCACUGCACCAAAACAAUGAGCUGUAGGAGACCAGAGGAGCUCGACAUAGUAACGGCAAGAAGCAGGCGGUUCUUUUUAGGAGGAUGUCACCUCAUCAAGGAUUUGAACGUUCUCAUUGACCCGCACUCAAAGAACGCGAACUUUACUUUCACCACAACUGGCACUAUCGCCAUUCGCUGGAACGUCAUUUCUCAAUCUCGAAUGGGCAAUAUUGGCAGUACAUCGGCAGUUUCUUCAUCCUGUGGUGCCAGUACAGCAUCAGCUCUGCUGCGGGGGGCGGAGGCGGCGUUGUACAAGUACAAGCAGGCCAGGGCGAGGCUGGCUGCUGCCACCAAACAACUCGUCGAACCAAGUGGGGAUGGAUUUGUAAAAUACUAA
Arctia plantaginis is the source of this 1542-nucleotide messenger RNA. The record is from the annotation of a GenBank genome assembly. Lineage: Eukaryota; Metazoa; Arthropoda; Insecta; Lepidoptera; Erebidae.